Macrobrachium nipponense is the source of this 7541-nucleotide messenger RNA. Its product is annotated as tRNA (32-2'-O)-methyltransferase regulator THADA-like. Gene Ontology annotation, cellular component: cytosol. The coding region runs from base 165 to 5720 and encodes 1851 amino acids. Gene Ontology annotation, biological process: tRNA methylation. The record is from RefSeq and is a predicted model, not a curated record. The transcript is spliced from 10 exons. NCBI's taxonomy places the organism in Eukaryota, Metazoa, Arthropoda, Malacostraca, Decapoda, Palaemonidae.
UUAUUUUUAGCAAUACCUAAAUCUUUUUAAAUUCACACAAGAACGGAUUUAGGCUAUGGGGUAGCCUAGUAUGCAGGCGGUGGGUCACGGCCAGGUAGUUCCUAGCCCUACCUACCUGGUAGCCUAGUAGGGAGGUUUGACUUUCCUUGUCGUCAUCUUUGGAGAUGGUUAAAGGUGAGAAAAACACGAUGGGAACAACUACAGCAUGGCAUAUGGGACAAACUUUAAAGCGUGGGAAGGUUCGGGAAUCACACAUGGAACAGUUGAUUUUAGACCCACCUCCAGAGAAUGCUGAUGAUGACAUCAAAGCAGCUUUCACAGAACUUCUGAUGCCUGAAAACCCAUCUCAGCAAAUUGGAGCAGUAGACAAACUAUUAUGUGCAUCUGUAAAGUCAGAAGAAAGUGCUCAAGUUGUCACAAACAUUCUACUGGCAUGUCUGUUGCAGCUUCCAUCCAAGGCACAGCUUCGAAUAAAAAUUUCAAAAUUUGUGUCUUCUAUAGCCGUAGAAUAUCCAAAGGAAUAUGAAGAAACUGCACUGGAAGUCAUUUGCUGUGCCUUAUCAAACACAGAAAAUCCUUUGGGAAUAAUGCAGGCCAUUAAACUUGUGGUAGAGGAUGCAUCUUCCAUAUUUUCUGUCCAAGGAGAAAGGUCUGAACGUAAGCUUGUGACUGGAGGGCAAGAUUUAAUGAAACCAUUAUUAUCAAAGAUCCAUCCACUUGUGCUUCAAGGAAUAUUGAGCUGCAUCACACAACUAUGGUACUCACACAAGGAAACACAGUCAUCCAUUGAAGCCUCCCAAGUCUUGCAAGAGAUGCAACGACUUAUAAAGAAUAGUACAGCCUAUUUACAAAAAUACUGCUCAAAGGACAACAUUGGAAAUUAUGAGUCUUGUAAAUUGUUAGAGCAUGGUUUAAUCAUAAUGAAACACCAGUGCUGUCCUCUUGAUUUGCGCAUAAACUGUGGCCAGAUGGUUGCUAUUAUUCAUAAUUAUUGUAAUGAAGAUGGACUUAAUAGUUUAGUACAAAAUGUCAUUUGUGAAGAUGGUCAUUAUGUAGCCUUACCACCUCUUGCACAGUUAGCUGUGAUUAAUGGAAUUUUGUGUGUGUCACAAGGAAAAGAACUGUAUACCAAUAACAAAUGUAACAACAUGUACCUCGGCCUUGAAAUCCUAGAAGCUAUUCUCAGCCCUGUUUUUCAGUCCAAUGAUGGGAGCAUGGCUAUUACCACGAUAAGAAUGUUUCAACACUGGACCCUGCGCACUUUAGAAGCAAUAAAGUCAUCAUCUUUUUCCAGUGAUCUUAGAAGUUCUUUGCAUCCAAGUUCCACAGUUAUGUCCCGUGUUUUUGAAUAUUUAUGGCUAUCUUGGGAUCACUUUUUAGAUAGUGUGAAACAUGCUACAAAAGAAAGUUUUCAGAAUUUAAUCAAGAUACACAAUGAAGUCAGUCCAGAGGGUAGUAUUGCUCAUUAUACAGAAAUGUGCAAAACAUUGCUACUGCAAUCAUCUUCGAGAAAAUAUAAACUAAGUGCUGUGAGUUGUCUGGUACCUGAUGUGGGUUGUCAGACUUUAUUAAAUUAUGAGCCACAGUUGCCUAGAUUGCUCCUGACAUCACUAAAAGAUUCAUCAAUGGCCAGCCAUGCAGCUGAAUUGCUGGAAGCUCUAUUCACAGUUCAUAUAAGAGAGGUUUCACAAGCAAAAUGGCAGGAUGUUUGGUUGCCUGUAUUCAUCAAUUUCUUUAGUCAAGAGAUGCAGACAUUUGGAUAUGAGCUGCUAUUCAAAAAGUUGCUUCUUACUAGUCCUGAAAGCCUAGAUAUUGUUGUGGAAACCUUGUCAGAGUCUUGUGAUAAACUGGAAAUGGAAAAACUAUGUUUGUUGAUCAUGUGUGUUAAGAUUGGUCGACAGUCAACCUACUGGCAGAAGAAAUGUCAAGAGAAGAAUGUGCAGCAUUCAGAUGUUUUGUGGAAGUUUAUUUUACCUUACAAGACAGUUAUGUUUUGCCUAAAACAUAUUCAUGAAUCAGUUCAGUUGUCAGCCCUUAGUCUUCUAUGUGAAAGUCCUAAAUCAACAGAAAUACCAGAAAAGGAAGAAAUGGACUUGAUACUAGACUACUUUCAUUAUAAUACAACAAAUCAAAGUCCUUCAUAUCGACAGCAUUUAGUAAAAUGCACAAAGAACCUAUUUCUUAGGAUCAAGGAAGCUACAAGGAUUCUAAACAAAUCAAGGAACUCAAAUGAUAACUUAAUGCAUAACUUAUAUUGCUUGAGAGAAUUUUGCAAAGAUUUAUUCAGUAUGAUGAUUCAAAAUCUUUUUAUUGGUGCUAAUACUGCCAGGAGAGGAACAUCCCUCAUUGUACUUGAACUAUUUAAUGAAAUUCUUUACAAAGAUUGUGGUACAUGCAUUGGUAUAGACGAGAUGAUCCAUAGCCAUAUGUAUGCGGACACACUUCUCUAUGUGUUAAAUGAUUCUUAUGAAAGUAACAAGAUCAUUGCCUUAAAGCUUUUGCUUGCAAUACCAAAAGAUAAGCUUCAUUCACAAGAUGAGAAAAAAUUAGAGUGUCUGAUUAAUGCAGCUUGCGACUUGGCAUCAUCCAGUAGACCUCCUGAUACUGUGACUGCCUCUUAUGUUUUGAAAUAUCUAUUAAACGAACCCAUAGCUGUAAAAAUUCUUUCAAGUAAAUUUUCCACUGAUCUUCAGUCUCAGGAACCUUUAGAGGUGUUUUUAAAGUUUUUGCUCCAGUCAUUGCAGUCUGAAGUAACAGUUGCUCAAGAAAGUUUGCUGAAGGCAGCAGCUUAUGGUCCUAUGUAUGGGUUAUUACUUUGCAUUAGAACAUUAUUAGGUAACAUUCCUAAAGAUCAGUUUGAUAAGAAUCACUGUGUUUGGAAAAGUAUUGUGAAGGAACUUCUUGCAGUGUGCUAUGAAGUGUCAGAAUUGGUUGCAUCUGUUGUAAGAAACUCAUCGCCUGAAGGCCAUUUGCCAAUGGACCUUGAACCAGAAAGUGUAGGUAGUCUGAAAGCUGUACUGCAAGCUUCUAUUAGCAAUCAGCAAAUUGGAAAUGACAUACAACUCUCUGUAGAUUCUAAACCUGAUGAGUUAUUGAAAGCCCAGGCAGUAAGUGCUCAGAUGUUACUGUUAUGUGCAUGGCGUAGUGUAAAGGAAAUAUCCUUAAUUUUAGGAGAUCUUGUUCAAAACUAUCCCUUAUAUCCAGAUCAUGUAUCUCUUUUGACUGUUGAAGAUGUUAAAAUAAUUGGUCAGUAUUUUUUGAUGCAGUUAUCUGAAACAAAACACAGAGGAGCUUUUGAACAAUCAUACAUAGGUUUCAAUAGGAUAUGUGAACAGCUUUGGCAGUGUAAUGAAGAGCAAUUAUACUCAUUGCCUGAUGAAUGGCUAAGAGAAGUACUUUAUGCUAUACAAAAUGACAAUGAUGAUCGUUUGUGCGCUACACGUCGUAGUGCUGGUGUCCCAUUUAUUGUUCAAGGAAUUUUGUCAUCGGAACCCAGUGUAAGGGGUGCUGUCAGUCUCAAGAAUACUAUGACUACUCUUCUUAAACUGGCUGCAGAACAUCAGUAUAAGGGUACUGAUGCCAGGAUCCAUGCCUUUAACAUUCUGAGAGCUUUAUACCGUGACUCUAGAUUAGGAGAUUUGAUUGUUCCUUAUGCACCUGCUGGCAUUAAAGCUGCUAUUAAUGGCUAUAAGAGUGAUUCAUGGGCAGAAAGAAAUUCAGCUUCAUUAUUGUUCUCUUCUUUGAUCACACGAAUGUUUGGUGUAAAGAAAACUCAAGAUGACCUCAGUCGCAAAAACUCCAUGUCGGCACUUGUGUUUUUUAGGAGGUAUCCAGAUCUCUAUGAUUUUCUCAAGAAUGAAUUGAAAAAUGGAGCUUGUGGUGUCAAGGAAGGAAAAUUAGUACCAGCCCUUUUUCCACUUUUGUUAUUAUUAGCACGUUUAUCUCCAUCACCAAUAGAGGGUCGUAAUACCACCUUAUCUAUGUCAGCUUUUACUUCUGCUGUUAUACAGUGUAUCUCAUCAUCCAUAUUCCAACUUAGGAAUCUCGCUUCACAUGCUCUUAUUUCUUUGGUCACCCCAGACAAUGUUCUUGAUGUGAUCAAUCAACUUUGUAGUAAAGCUUCUUUGACAGAUCAAAAUGGUCUUCAUGGGUCCCUUCUCUGUCUCAUUAAACUUUUGAAGUAUUUUCAUGACAGCAUCAUAAAGAACAAUGAGUCAGACUCUGUUGUGAAAAGCGUUGCUGGAAUAUCAUGGUCAGCAACAGAGUCUAAUCCAUGUUUAAUAACACGUGCCUGUGCCGUAGAACUCUUCACUUUCCUUAUCAGAAGAAAAUGUUCAUUUAUGAAUUUGCAUGCAUUUAAUGAAGUUAAUAAUAGUAGCUUCAUGCUUGUCACUUGUAAUAGUCAAGGUAGCCAUCAUCAGCCUUGGUCAGCUUUGUGCAAGAGAGCAGCCAGUAAAUAUCUCAUCCACUUUUCUCAGGCAAAAAAACCUGAUAUGUUUGAAUUAGUAUGCAAGUUAUUAAGUAACAGUGAUUAUGAGGUGCGUCUUACGUGCCUCAAUUAUGUGGAAACCCUUGAUGACCUUCCAGUGCCUGUAUUUCUAAAACUGUUUGAUCAAGUUCAAGGUAGAGAACAGCAUAAAGAAUGCCUAAUACAAAUGUUUAAAAUCUUGAAUAAGUUUGUGUCCUGUGUAGUGUAUGAACAGUUUGAUGCAAAUUGGGAAGAAGGAGUAAGAAUCCUUGGUUAUUGUGUGGAGAGAGCUGGUGAAGAAGCUUGUAUAGAAUUAUUGACAGAAAUAAUCUGUUUUACAUCUUCACUAGUUGUAUUUUUCCUGUCAAAGGAUUCUGUAAGCUUUUUUGGAACCUCUGUUUAUGGAUGGUUAGCAUUAGUAAAAUCUUUUAGUGGAAGUGAAAAUGAUGUUGAAGCAAGAAUUCAGGUGGCAAGAGGCAUUUCUAAUAUAUUGCCAUUUCUUCAUUCACACCAGAGUAUAUCGGGUGAAGCCAGGUUGAAUGUUUAUGAAAUAUUGAUAACUCUGCUGCAAGAUGACAGUGAUGUGGUGAGAAAUGUUGUUGCAACUGGUUGUACAAAACAUCUAGAGCAUAAUGAACUUCAAGGCACCAUUCAACCUACGAGAGUUUUGGAAGCCGUUUGUGAUAUCAUUGCUCAUUUCCACACCCCAGAGGCCCUCACAGUACUGUUAAAAUUAAUCCUGAAAGAAGAUGCUCCUGAAGGCUUUGGCUUAACACAGGAUGAUGACCGAGUUUUUGACAAGGGAGAGAUGAAUGGCUACAGAGAAGUAAGAACUGUUGCACAAGCUUGUGUGAAAUCCCUUGCAAAAGCACUUGACUCUUGGUCAGACAGUGUGCAUCCUCCUACAUUCAUUAAACAGGAAGUUAUUGCCUACCUUUGCCUCAGUUUGGAAGACCAAUCCCAGAAUGAUAUUAAAAAUGAUGUCCUUUCUUUAGGCACAUUCAUGAACAUGUUAAGUGAUGAUAUAAACCACGUUUAUAAUUUCAUCUCUCUUGAAAAUAAAGCUCUCUAUGGUAUAAAAAAUGUUGAUACAUGGCUUGUAAAAUUAGGCUGCCGUGCUGCCCUUUGGAAAGUUUUAAGAGUUCACUGUUGUAUUGAAUCACCUUUAGUGAGAUUAGUAUUUUUAAAUUUGAAUAAGAGUGCUAUGAAAGGGACAUAUAUAACUGAAAUUAUCAAUAACCUUUCAGUAUAGCCUUCAGACAGGAAUUACCUAAAUUACCUUAAAAUAUGGAAUUAUUUUUUAUUAAAGAACUUGUUCUCACUAAAUUUGGAGUAAAGUCUUCUACCGCCUCAGAAUAUUUUAACUUUACAGUACUCCAGAGCCGUGCAAUAUGUGAAUAAAUAUGGUUCUGUAUAUACCAUACAGUACCAUUUCACAACAUAUUUAGGCAAUUGACAAAAAUGGGAAAGUCAUACAUAACAUCUAAUUGUAAAGGAGAACCCUACUGAUCCCCAUCAAUAAAGGAAAGGUGUCUGACUCAACCUCUCAAAGGCUUCAGGUACUGAAGAACUACUGUUAUUGGAUAUCCCAGAAUCUGAACAUUCUUAGUUCUGUGGCACUCAAAUCUAAAAAACCAGAGGAUACCAAUUAUAUUAAUCACACCACAGAACUAAAAAUCUUAACUUUCACAGGGCCAACUCUGAAGGUUGAGCAGGUUUGUGGCUAUUUCCAGGGAUAAAAAAUUUAAAGGUAAAUUUAUUGAAGCUUAGCUAAUCUGUAAGUUUUAGUGACAAACCAACCAAAAUUGGAGUGGCGCAUGGAGAUAAAUGGGCAAAGAUGAAGAGUGAGGAUGAGGGAGAAAUUAUCUGAUCCCACACACGGUCUCCACUGAUAGGCUCACCAGAUUGGAACAAGACUUCCAAAUUAGAUGUUGACCAACAUACAUACUUAGUAAAGCAAACUGUAAGCCCUAUCCAAUUUCAUGGGAACGGAGUUAAGGAGUGUGAAUACAUUCUUAGUGAAGGUAAGGUUCCUGUCCCUAUUGUCACAGUAAUGGAACAUUUAUUCCUUCAUAGAGAUCAGCCCCAUGAAUUAGGGUAAAUGAUAUAAGGAACAGUAAAAGGUAUAAAUAUUAACCCUUACAGAAGAAAAUUAAAUAAGGACAGUGAAAAGAAAGGACAUUCUGGCCUCCCAAAGCCGUUCUUUAAAGAAAUACUACCUUCAAAAAGGGUCAUCUUUGUACAUUGUCACAGAGUGCACAAAAAUGAAAGGACCUAGAAUGGUCUGACAAAUCAGUGGUAAGUGAUUUUUAAUGGGCAAGACAAAAUUCCUUUUAGCUGUAAUAAGAUGGCAAACAAAAAUGACAAAUAAAAACCUGUGUAAUCUAGGAACUAUUGGCAUCUUUUUAACCAGCCCAAGUUGUUGCAAUACUUACCAUUGUGAGGCUGGCGAGACUAGAAAAAGCUUUAUAAUCACUGCUACAAUAAGGCUUUUACAAACAACUGAAAGAGAUAAAUAAGCAAGCUUAGGUAAAGAAGGGAUGCAACUGAGAUUGAUUUACUAUUACCAAAUCCAUUGUAAAAACAAAAAUGAAUACAAUAUUAGGUAGGGAAAUUCUUGAAAAACAAUCAUAUUAAAUAAUUUUAAAAACUGUGGAAAUGAGUAAAAACACUUGUGAAGAAACCAAGGGAUGUACAGAGUGUAGAUUAUAAAAAUUGAGGUUAGUAUAGUUCAGGUUGGUCAGUAGAAGUUACACUCCAGUGUGCCCUACAGUCCAGUGUGCCCUGGUGCCUUGUAUGAAUUGAGAUUCAGAACUGAUGGUUAUGCUUCAUUGUUUCUUUAGACUUGUUAAUAUUUGUCGUCAAAUUCAGUAUCCACCCUAAAAGAUAAUGGGUUGGUGCUGAAAAUGAAUAUUCAUCUUAUUAAACCCUCUCUAAUAGAGUGCAGAUUACAAUCUGGGACCAUUAAUUUAAUGAGGUUCAUGACAUGAAACUGUGUGGUGUAACUUGCUGGGUUGACUGUAAAUACUUUUAUUUCCUGAUAUGUGGUGCAAUAAUAAAAAUGUGAAAACUA